AGGCGCCGCCGCCCGCCCACCCCAUGACGGCCGAUUCCUGGAGGAACCUCAUCGAGCACAUCGGGCUCUUGUAUCAGGAAUAUCGAGACAAAUCUACGCGCCAGGAGAUUGAAACCAGACGGCUGCAGGAUUCACAGACGGACCCCGAGGAGAGCUCACCCAGUGAGGAAACCCCGUCUGAAGCAGAACCUGCAAAUACAACCGAAAGCAAAGCUCCGCCGCAAAUCAGCUUGCUGAGGAACUCCAACUCCAGGUUCAACUUAUGGCAGGAUCUUCCCGAGAUCCGGAGCAGCGGGGUCCUCAGCAUCCUCCAGCCAGAUGAGAUCAAGCUGCAGGAGGCCAUGUUCGAGCUGGUGACUUCCGAAGCCUCGUACUACAAGAGCCUGAACCUGCUGGUGUCUCACUUCAUGGAGAACGAGCGCCUGAAGAAGAUCUUGCACCAGUCCGAGGCACACAUCCUCUUCUCCAACGUCCUGGAUGUCAUGGCCGUCAGCGAGCGCUUCCUGUUGGACCUGGAGCAGCGGGUGGAGGAGAACAUCGUCAUCUCGGACGUGUGCGAUAUCGUCUACCAGCACACGGUUAAUCACUUCUCUGUCUACAUCACCUAUGUCUCCAACCAGACCUACCAGGAGAGAGCUUACAAGCAGCUUCUCCAGGACAAGCCAGCUUUCCGGGAGGUGAUCUCACAGCUGGAGCUGGAUCCUAAGUGCAAAGGCCUGUCCUUUUCUUCCUUCCUGAUCCUGCCAUUUCAAAGGAUCACCCGGCUCAAGCUGCUGGUGCAGAACAUCCUGAAGAAAGUGGAAGAGAAGUCUGACAGGGAAACCACAGCCCUGGAUGCACAUAAAGAGCUGGAAACAGUGGUGAAAGCCUGCAAUGAAGGCGUCAGGAAGAUGAGCCGAACCGAGCAGAUGAUCAGCAUCCAGAAGAAACUGGAAUUCAAGAUCAAGUCCGUGCCCAUCAUCUCUCACUCCCGCUGGCUGCUGAAGCAGGGGGAACUGCAGCAAAUGAACGGGCCAAAGACAUCGCGAACGCUUCGCACCAAGAAGCUCUUCAGAGAAAUCUACUUGUUCCUUUUCAAUGACCUGCUGGUAAUUUGCCGGCAAAUUCCUGGGGACAAGUACCAAGUGUUUGACUCUGCUCCCCGCGGGCUUCUUCGGGUGGAGGAGUUGGAAGACCAGGGGCAGAGCUUGGCCAACGUCUUCAUCUUGAGGCUGCUGGAGAACGCAGAUGACCGGGAGGCCAGCUACAUGCUGAAGGCAUCGUCCCAGUGA
Mesitornis unicolor (brown roatelo) is the source of this 1271-nucleotide messenger RNA. RefSeq names its product neuronal guanine nucleotide exchange factor (gene NGEF). Gene Ontology annotation, biological process: activation of GTPase activity. The coding region runs from base 24 to 1271 and encodes 415 amino acids. Lineage: Eukaryota; Metazoa; Chordata; Aves; Mesitornithiformes; Mesitornithidae. Gene Ontology annotation, molecular function: guanyl-nucleotide exchange factor activity. The record is from RefSeq and is a predicted model, not a curated record. The transcript is spliced from 9 exons.